UUCUCUUCUUAAGCCGAAGGACCUUGACACUUUCCGGAGGAGCCCAGCCAUGGAGGAGAUGCUCACCUGCAGCCGAAGCCCUUUCUCCCAGGUGUUUGGGCGUCAGGGUCAGCUCAUGCAAGCCACUGUGCAGUCUCUGAACAGCUUGAAUGACCAGAUUGCAAACUUCAUGGUGACUGGACCCAAGUCCCUGGAACAGGAGGAGCACGCCUUUCCUCCUCCUCCUGAGAAGGAGACACUGCAGAAAUCCAUGACCCUCAUGAGGCACCUCCUCGUGGAUGCUCAGGCAAAAAUCCUGAAAAUGAUGGAUGACAACAAGCAGCUUGCCCAACGCAUCGAUGGGGCCAUUCAGUCAGCCAGCCAGGAGGUGACCAACCUGCGGUCAGAGCUGAGCGCCACCAGCCGCAGACUGGCCGAGCUGGGAGCAGACUCUUCUGCCAGUAUGCUCGAGACCCUGCAGCACAACCACAAUGAUCCAUCUCCCCACCAGAGGCAGAAGCCCCCAGCUACUGAACUCUGCUACAAGACUGAAAUCAGCAGUCUCAUGGACUUCAACUCUCCAGAUGCCUCUCUGGACAAAGUUCUGCUGCGUGAAGAGGUGGCCCAGCUCCAGGAAGAGGUGCACCUGCUGCGGCAGAUGAAGGACAUGUUGAGUAAGGACCUGGAGGAGACCCAGGGAGGCUGCUCAGCUGAUGUGCUCUCUGCCACUGAACUGCGCGUGCAGCUGGCCCAGAAAGAACAGGAGCUGGAUCGAGCCAAGGAGGCUCUGCAAGCCAUGAAGUCGGACCGUAAGCGUCUGAAGGCGGAGAAGGCAGACCUGGUGAAUCAGAUGCAGCAGCUUUAUGCCACACUGGAGAGCCGAGAGGAGCAGCUCCGUGACUUCAUACGCAACUAUGAGCAGCACAGAAAAGAGAGCGAGGAUGCAGUAAAGGCGCUGGCCAAAGAGAAAGACCUCCUGGAGAGAGAAAAGUGGGACCUGCGGCGUCAGACCAAGGAAGCCACGGAGCACACGGGGAUGCUGCGGUCCCAGCUUGAUCUCAAGGAGAACCGCAUCAAGGAGCUGGAGGCUGAACUUGCCAUGAUGAGUAACUGUGUCAAUCAGAGAAUGGAGUUCCGGGUGUUUGAGCGGCUUGUGGACAGGGACUGCUCUCCUAGGGUCAUGGCGGCCAAACAGUCGCUAGCCACCCUGACCAAGGACGUACCCAAGCGUCACUCGCUGGCCAUGCCCACGGAGGCAGUUGUCAACGGAAAUAACCAGGAGUGGGUGAUGCAGGCUGAUCUACCCCUGACUGCUGCCAUCCGACAGAGUCAGCAGACCCUCUAUGUCCACACGGGGCAUCCCACUGACAGGCAAGUGGCUGCCGUGCGGGUGAGCCCGUGCCACUCGCGCCAGCCCUCCAUCAUCUCCGACGCCUCUGCGGUGGAGGGAGACCGGUCGUCCACACCCAGCGACAUCAACUCGCCGCGCCAUCGGACUCACUCCCUCUGCAAUUCCCUAGAAGAUCUGGAGGAGGCGAAGCGUAAGAAGAAGAAAGAAAAGAUGGGGCUGGGUUCUUUGUCGCGUGUCUUCGCCCGAGGAAAGCAACGCAAGUCCCUCGACCCUGGUUUGUUUGAUGGUACUUCAACACCUGAUUAUUACAUAGAGGAGGAUGCAGACUGGUAAAGCACACACGUCCGAGUGAUCCACCUGGA
This is a messenger RNA of Archocentrus centrarchus (flier cichlid), 1692 nucleotides long. RefSeq names its product kazrin-like. Bases 50 to 1663 code for a protein of 537 amino acids. NCBI's taxonomy places the organism in Eukaryota, Metazoa, Chordata, Actinopteri, Cichliformes, Cichlidae. The record is from RefSeq and is a predicted model, not a curated record. The transcript has 11 exons.